Molecule: messenger RNA, 3502 nt
Organism: Nerophis lumbriciformis (worm pipefish)
Lineage: Eukaryota; Metazoa; Chordata; Actinopteri; Syngnathiformes; Syngnathidae
Product: B-cell receptor CD22-like
Source: RefSeq, a predicted model, not a curated record
GCAGUACAGUAAACACACGGACAGGAGGGAGAAGAGAAGUUUGCUACAUAAUUCGAGACUACUGUACAUACUGCAAAGCCCCUGGGAGGUGAGCGGAGCAGUGAGCAGCAGCGGUGGCCGCGCCCGGGAAUCAUUUUUGGUGAUUUAACCCCCAAUUCCAACCCUUGAUGCUAAGUGCCAAGCAGGGAGGGGAGAAAAACAAAAUGCUUGACGUUGUUGCGUCGAUCUUCCUGCUUUGCUGCCUUUUUGAAGGCAGUCAGUGCAAUGUAUGGAAGUUGAUCGUGCCAUCCCACGUGGAGACACUGAGCGGCACCUGUGUGAGAAUCCCCUGCAAGUUCACCGCGCCUGAUAAUUGGGUAGCUUACAUAGACGACUCCUGCAGAGUAAAAUGGCGCACUUACAAAUGGUAUAAAGGGUACACGGAGGUGUUUGAUUCCCGUGCUAAAACCUACUCCAACCGCAGGCCAGGAACGUUUAUUGGGAACUUGAAGAAUCUGGACUGCACCACCAUCUGGUUCGAUAUUCCAUCAGUCCUGCCUGACAAUGUGUUUUACUUCCUGCUGGAAUGUAAAAGGUUCCAGCAGAAAUUUGACCAAAGUUUGACUUUGGACGUCCGAGCGGCUCCCCGCGGGCCCACCCUCAAAGCCAACAGUGUGUACCUAAAGGAAGGCGACGCGCUGACAUUGGCGUGCGAAGCCAUAACUUAUUGUCCCACGCACCCUCCCGAACUGACGUGGCAGCCAUCUCUGAGCGACAGUGACAUUAAAGUGACGCUGAAGGAUACGACCAGGAUUUCUGUGAUGAAGGCGAACGCCUCUUCCCGCCACAAUGCUGUGAAGGUCACCUGCAAGACAAACUACGGACGAAAAAACAAGGCCAACGACGGAAGCGAAUAUAGUUUGACCCUUCAUGUUGAUUACGCUCCAAAGAACACCUCAGUCGGCUACGUAAGUCCAGUGACGGAGGGGACUUCCAUCACGAUGACCUGCAUUACCAACGCCAACCCAGUUGUGGACAGCUACACCUGGUACCAAGUGGACGGAGAUCAGGUGACACCAGUGGGAUCCAGUACAAAAAUGUCCAUCACGGUCACAGAGGCCACAAACACCUUUUACUGCAGAGUCCACAACAGAUAUGGAUACCAGAACUCAUCCAUCACAGUGAUUGACGUGCAAUUUCCUCCCAAGGAAACAACAGUAAUCUUGGAACCCGCUGGUCCGAUAGUGGAGGGCGACACCGUGGUCCUGUUGUGUCAAAACCGGGCCCAACCUCCUGUGUCCAACUAUGUCUGGUUCAAAGACGACGGCAAAGAAGACAACGAGACGGGAGCAGACUUGCAUUUGGAACGUGUAGAGACAAAACACAGCGGCGGCUAUCGAUGUCAAGCCACAAACAAGCUGGGAGAGGAAACAUCAGCCACUGUUCAGCUGGACGUUGAAUAUCCUCCUAGAAACACUUCGGUGGCGGUGUAUCCGUCCGGCCCGGUCACAGACGGCAGCGCUGUGACUUUAAGGUGCACGAGCGUGGCCAAUCCAGCAGUGGCCAACUUCACGUGGUACAGAGUGGCUGCGGGGGAGCGUGAGGUGAUGGGCCAGGGAGAGGUGAUCUCCUUCAACGUGAGCAAACGUUCACAGGAAGACUUCUACUGUCAAACUGUCAACGUUCACGGCCUUGACGUCUCUGAGCCUCUCAACAUCAAUGUCACAUUCCGGCCAGAGAUCCUGGCCUCGUCCCACUGCGAAGACGUCUCAUCCCAGACACGAUGCUCCUGUGACAGCCGGGCCAACCCGCCCCCUUUGCUGCGUUGGGAGUUAUCCGGGGUGCCUGUCAAUCAAUCUGCCAUCACGGAUGUGACGACCCCUUUGCUGCGUUGGGAGUUAUCCGGGGUGCCUGUCAAUCAAUCUGCCAUCACGAAUGUGACCCUCGGGGGCGUGACAAGGACCAGCGUUGUCACCCUCAAGCUUCCGGACCAAGACCGAGAUGCCUUGUCGCUGGUCUGUUUCAGCGUCAACCCUCUAGGCUUGGACAGUUUGGCCUUCAACAUGUCCUCCCCUCGCAUGGAAAACGCUCGGUACAGUCUGUGGGUUCUGGUCGGUUCCCCCGUGGGAGUGUUAGCCAUGCUGUUCUUGAGUCUGCUGCUGAUUUUGCACAUUUGCAGGAAAACCAAAGGCAGGUAUGUAACAAAUCCGGGACAAGAAGAUGACGACACCGCACCCAUCAUUGCGACAAAUGAGGAGAAAGAGCGCGACUCGGGCUACGUUAACGUCGUUUUCAACAAGCAGGCGGAUAUCGAAGAGGACCAGGUUGACUUCGCCGACGUCAACGUGGUCAAGUUUGAGGCGAAGAAUCAGAAAACCAAAGGCAGGUAUACAAAAAAUCCGGGACAAGACGAUGACGACGCCGUCUCCAUCAUUGCGACAAAUGAGGAGAAAGAGAGCAACUCGGGCUAUGUUAACAUCGUUUUCAACAACCAGGCAGAUGUCGAGGAGGACCAGCUUGACAUCGCCGAAGUCAACGUGGUCAAGUUUGAGGCGAAAAAUCAGAAAACCAAAGGCAGGUAUACAACAAAUCCGGGACAAGACGAUGACGACACCGUCCCCAUCAUUGCGACAAAUGAGGAGAAAGAGAGCAACUCGGGCUACGUUAACGUCGUUUUUAAACAACCAGGCGGAUGUCGAGGAGGACCAGCUUGACUUCGCCGACGUCAAAGUGGUCAAGUUUGAGGCGAAGAAUCAGUAAGUCUAAGAUCUAAGACCUCUACUUUCAUGAUGUCUGAAUUCUGCCUAGCAACAAGUGGCCAGUCAAAGGUGUGGUGAAGUAAUGUACUUUUGCUCCUUUUUACAGACAAGUAGAUGUUUUGUGAUGUAUUUAGAAUUGCAAAGCAUAUUUAAUUUAAUGCAUCACUUUUGGAAGACAAAUUCCAGCAUCAUCACUGGUGCUAGAAAUCAAUCUUUGAAAAUGUAUUAUGCUUGUCCUGUUUGUAAAAUUUUAAACAUUUAAAAAAAUAUAAACAGGUGGACAUAGUGAGUUUAUUCAAAAGAUUAAUAGAGUGGGCAAUUUAAUGGUUUGUUUUUUGUUUUAUAUAUUACAUUUAUUCAAUCUUUAUUGAAGGGUGAGACUUGGUUAUUUAGGGAUUGUAUCUUUUGUUUUAUUUAUUACAAUUAUUACAUAUUUAUUAAAGUGUAAAAUAUAAGUAUUUAUGAAUUGUAUUCAUCACAUUUGAAUUAUAUAUUUUUGAAAAAUAAUGUUAGAUUAAUAUUUUUGAAGCAUUGUCGAUCUGCUCUUGCUUGUAAAACAAUAUCUAAUGCUGAAAAUCAACAAUCCUUACAUAACAAAGUUGUAACGUCACAUUCUUCUUUUUGACUUGACUGUUCAUAUUCCUCUUUAUGUAUUUCAUUCAUAUUGAUCUCUACUGUGGUUAUAAAGUCUCCUGUGCUGGUGAAAUAUGUAAGUUUCAUUUGAAAAAAUCAUUAAAACCUUUUACACAAAAGCUGAGCAGUUU